ACUCCUGCAUGAAUUUGAAAUUAUCAACCAUUCAGUGUAUUUAGCUCCCGGUUUCAUGAUUGGCUCCGAUCUGUCAAAAAUCUCUCACUGAAUGAGAGCGUUUUCUAUAUUCAUUCGCUCACUCUCUCUUUCAAUGCCUUCGACAUUCACUUCAAUCUCGAGCCCGUGAAUGUGACCUUUGUUGAAAAGACAGUCAUUUUGUUGAUGAGUGAAUUUCGUUUAGAAAAGGUUUCGGUAUUUUGUGCUGAUAAUGGCUGAAGAAAAUUUGGCGGUGCCAGGUGUAGCAAAAAGGCGCAGUGCUACAAGAAGGUGCUUCACGGAUAUUGCUGCGGAAUUUAUCAUCCGAGACGGUGAAAAAGCGAUUUGCGGAAUAGAUCCCAAAAGUGGUUGUAAGUAUACACAGCAUAAAUACGACAUUGGAAAUUUCGUUCGCCAUUUCCGAACGCUACAUGCCGAGAAGGCAAACGAAAAAGGUCUCACUAAGGACGAAAUUCCUAUACCUAAAAGACCAAGAGUCAUUGCCAAAAGGCCGAUCGCAAUCGAUAAGCAACUAUUGCUGGAUUCCUCGAUUAAAUUGGUGACAUACCAUCAGUUGCCUGUUUCUUGCUUUGGGUGGGAAGCAUUACGUCAGCUCCUUGACCCGAUCGGCACAGCAGUUGGAUGUAAAAUAAACUCCGCUAACAUGAAAACACAUCUUCAAUGUAUUGCUACCAAAAUCCGGCAACAGAUAGGCGAAGAAAUGGAAAACAAGUUAAUUUCUAUAAAAGUAGACUCGGCAUCUCGCUUCCAUAGACACAUUUUGGGCGUAAACGUUCAAUACGUGUUGCAAGAAAAGGUAGUAGUGCGAACCUUGGGUAAGUUGUUCUAUGUUGUCUCCAUUUGCACAAAUUAACAUGAUUUCACCGUUUUCUAGCCAUGCUCGAAGUGAAAGGAAGCCAAACAGCUACUUUACUGAAGACGAAAAUGUUAGAAGUCCUUGGUACAUAUGGAGUCACGAUUCAUCAGAUUUUUUCUGUGACAUCUGACAACGGUGCCAAUAUGUUGGCUGCCGUUAGGAAGCUCAAAGAAGAACUUCAGCUAACUUUGCGCGACGAUUUCGACACCGAAGAGGAGGCGGAUAACACCGAACAGUGUGAUUACACGGAGGAGUUAGAAGAAGCCUUCCAGGAAAGGCUUAACCUCGUCCGAUGUGCCGUCCAUUCUUUACAGUUGGUUGUAAUAGACGUAGUAAAGAAAAGCAAUCCGAGUGUAAAGGAGGUAACAGAUAUUGCGAAAAAAUGUAAGCUAACGCGAUACAAAAACUAUUUUGAAUAUCGUCAAGCCAGCUACCCUCCUGUGUGGUGCCAAACCCGGUGGGGCGGCAUAUUCCAGAUGAUGGAGAGUUUCAUAAAGCAAAAGGAUUUCUUUAUCGAACUCGGAACACAAUUUCCGGAGCUUGAUCUGUCAAAUAAUUGGGAUUUUAUUAAUGAUUAUGUUCAAGCAUUUCGGCCAAUUUAUAUAUGCACAAAAAAAAUGCAAUCGGAACAUAUGUCACUAUCCGAUUUCUAUAUGAAUUGGUUAAUUGCAAUGAACGAAGUUCAAAAUAUUGAAAACAAUGCUUUUGUACCUGAGCUCAGUCGUGCUCUAAAAACGCGACUUGCUUCUCUUCGAGAUUCAUGGGCAUUUCGAAUGGCCUUAUAUCUGGACCCAAGGUUCAACUAUUUUGGGUCUAAAGUGUUUACAAACGACGAGAAAGUGCGAAUUCAAGAGACCAUCAUAGAUACUUUUGAUCGAAUCAAAAAACUCGAACCCUCGAAAAGCUCGCAAUUGAUUGAUACCAAGUCUGAAACAGCUUCACUACCCAAACAUAAUAAUUUCGAUGAAUUUUUUACUAGUAUGUUUGGAGGCACUCCUGGACCAUCCGCAGAAUCCAGCUCAGCUCAAUCGACGUUUUUUAAACAGCUGAAGGCGCUAGACGUAGAACCUCGUCAGAACAUGAUGUUCAAUCCGUUUCAACAUUGGUUGAAUCGCAAGCACACUCAUCCAGAACUUUACCAAGUCGCAAUGGUCGUAUUGGCGGUUCCCUCAAAUCAGGUUACUGUAGAAAGAUCAUUCAGUGCACUCGGUCUCGUACUUUCCGAACGUCGUACUGAACUCGCAGAAGAUACCCUUUCAAAUAUUCUUCUUAUAAAGCUGAACAAGGAUGUGUACGAAAAGAUUUUACCUGAUCUCUACGAUUGGAAAGAUCAUUCGAAGGAAUCUGAUGUUCAGGUUGAGGUCUAAGACUAUUUCUACCUUUUUGUCAUUUUUUAACUAUGGAAACUACCACUGAGUCAGU
This is a messenger RNA of Uranotaenia lowii, 2317 nucleotides long. RefSeq lists its product as uncharacterized. Gene Ontology annotation, molecular function: protein dimerization activity. Bases 916 to 2262 code for a protein of 448 amino acids. The record is from RefSeq and is a predicted model, not a curated record. Lineage: Eukaryota; Metazoa; Arthropoda; Insecta; Diptera; Culicidae. The transcript is spliced from 3 exons.